Messenger RNA from Solanum tuberosum (potato), 1741 nucleotides. Its product is annotated as extensin-1. The coding region runs from base 45 to 1439 and encodes 464 amino acids. The record is from RefSeq and is a predicted model, not a curated record. The transcript is spliced from 2 exons. Gene Ontology annotation, biological process: plant-type cell wall organization. Lineage: Eukaryota; Viridiplantae; Streptophyta; Magnoliopsida; Solanales; Solanaceae. Gene Ontology annotation, molecular function: structural constituent of cell wall.
AGUGAAGCUUAAGAGGACAACAACUUCUCAUCUUUGUUUCAAAUAUGGGGAAAAUGGCCUCUCUAGUUGCCACUCUUUUAGUUGUUUUAGUGUCACUUAGCUUAGCUUCUGAAAGCUCAGCAAAUUAUCAAUACUCAUCUCCUCCACCACCAGUGCAUGUCUAUCCAUCACCACCCCACCAUCCAGUGUAUAAGUCUCCUCCACCACACCAUCAUCAUCCCGUUUACAAGUCUCCACCACCAUCUGAGAAGCCACACUACCCUCCACACACCCCAGUUUACAAGUCUCCUCCACCACACCAUAUUCACCAUCCCGUUUACAAGUCUCCACCACCUCCAACUCCUAUUUACAAGUCGCCACCACCACCUAAGACACCACACUACCCUCCACACACCCCAGUUUAUAAGUCUCCUCCUCCACACCAUCAUCAUCCCGUUUACAAGUCUCCACCACCUCCAACUCCUGUUUACAAGUCGCCAUCACCACCCAAGGACCCACACUACCCUCCACACACCCCAGUUUACAAGUCACCACCACCACCAACUCCGGUUUACAAGUCUCCACCACCACCCAAAGAGCCACACUACCCACCACAUACCCCAGUAUACAAGUCUCCACCACCACCAACUCCAGUGUACAAGUCGCCACCACCACCCAAGAGGCCAUACCAUCCUCCACCAACACCAUAUCAUCCCACACCAGUUUAUAAGUCUCCACCACCACCAACUCCAGUUUACAAGUCACCACCGAAGCCAUACCAUCCUGCACCCGUAUACAAGUCUCCACCACCACCAACUCCCAUUUACAAGUCCCCACCACCACCAGUGAAGCCAUACUAUCCUGCACCAGUAUACAAGUCUCCACCACCCCCAACUCCCGUUUACAAGUCCCCACCACCACCAGUGAAGCCAUACCAUCCCUCACCAACACCAUACCACCCUACACCAGUAUACAAGUCUCCACCACCCCCAACUCCCGUUUACAAGUCCCCACCACCACCAGUGAAGCCAUACCAUCCCUCACCAACACCAUACCACCCUACACCAGUAUACAAGUCUCCACCACCCCCAACUCCCGUUUACAAGUCCCCACCACCACCAGUGAAGCCAUACCAUCCCUCACCAACACCAUACCACCCUACACCAGUAUACAAGUCUCCACCACCCCCAACUCCCGUUUACAAGUCCCCACCACCACCAGUGAAGCCAUACCAUCCCUCACCAACACCAUACCACCCUACACCAGUAUACAAGUCUCCACCACCCCCAACUCCCGUUUACAAGUCCCCACCACCACCAGUAAAACCAUACCAUCCUUCACCAACACCAUACCAUCCUAGACCAGUAUACAAGUCUCCACCACCACCAACUCCAGUCUACAAGUCUCCACCACCAACCCACUAUGUUUACUCCUCUCCCCCUCCUCCCUACCAUUACUAAGAAGUGACUUCAUUAUAUCUGAGGAAAAGCAGAAUGUUGAGCUGAAAGAAAGGCAUUUUCCAUUUUCAAGAGACAAUGAAAAAAGAAGAAAAUUAUAGUUAUAGUAAUAAAUAAUAAGGCUUACAGAAGACGAAGUUCUUUUGUAGCUUCAUGUAUCUAAGUUAGUGUCUUAGUGAUAUUGUUUUGUACUCUAUUUUUAUAUUUUACUUUUAUGUCUUUGUGUAUGUUUGCUCAGUUUCAAUCUCCUUGCAAAAUGCAGAGAUUAAUUAUGAGAUGAAUAAAAUAAGUUAUUACUACUCCUA